Molecule: messenger RNA, 1822 nt
Organism: Lycium barbarum (goji berry)
Lineage: Eukaryota; Viridiplantae; Streptophyta; Magnoliopsida; Solanales; Solanaceae
Product: protein DETOXIFICATION 18-like
Exons: 7
Coding region: 130-1563 (477 amino acids)
Biological process (GO): xenobiotic detoxification by transmembrane export across the plasma membrane
Cellular component (GO): membrane
Molecular function (GO): antiporter activity; xenobiotic transmembrane transporter activity
Source: RefSeq, a predicted model, not a curated record
UAUUAGAAAUAUGGGCUAUUUCGGGUAAAUAUUUUCUCCCAAUGAACAUAGAGUGUUAUUUUCCCUAUAAAACAGGGGGGUCGAUAAGAGAAGCACAUCAUAGUAGACUUGAGGCACAACAGAAACAAUAUGGCUACCAAGGAUUGCUCAUAUGGCCCAAAAACUCCCUUGCUGUUACAUCCAGCAUCAUCAUCAUCCAUUGAAGAAAGGGAAAUUUCAAUUUCAUCAAACAGAUGGUGUGCAAAGUUGAUUGAUGUAGAAGAAGCUAAGAAUCAGAUGUUGUUUUCGUUACCUAUGAUUGUUGUGAACGGUUGUUUCUACUUCAUUAAUCUUGUUUCUGUCAUGUUUGCUGGUCAUCUUGGUAAACUUGAACUUGCUGCCUCAAAUCUUGCAAAUUCAUGGGCUAUGGUUACUGGUUUCAGUUUCAUGGUUGGCCUAAGUGGUGCGCUCGAGACAUUAUGUGGCCAAGGAUACGGAGCAAAAAUGUACAGAAUAUUGGGAAUACAUUUGCAGGCAUCAUGCAUCGUAUCAUUCUUUUUCUCUAUGGUGAUUUCUGUUAUCUGGUGGUAUUCUGAUAUGAUUCUGAUUUUACUUCACCAAGAUCCUGAUAUAGCUAAAGAAGCCGGCGUGUUCUUGAGGUUCCUCAUACCUGGAUUAUUUGCAUAUAGUUUUUUGCAAAACAUUUUGAGGUUUCUUCAGGCACAGUCAAUCAUCAUGCCUCUGGCUUUCUGUUCAGUUGGAUCUUUAGUUAUCCACAUUGGCGUUGCCUAUGCCUUGGUUCAUUGGACAGGUCUUGGUUUUAAAGGAGCAUCGUUAGCGGCUUCAAUUUCGAUGUGGAUUUCACUCCUCACAUUGGGUCUAUACGUGAUUUUCUCUGAGAGAUUCAGCCAUAUAAGGCCAGAAGGUUUCUCAUUCGAGCCUUUUCAUCAUGUUCUUACAAACUUGAAGUUGGCUUUGCCCUCGGCUGCCAUGGUCUGCUUGGAGUACUGGGCUUUUGAGCUUCUUGUGUUAUUAGCUGGUUUGAUGCCUAACUCAGGAACAACUACUUCUGUGGUAGCUAUGUGCGUAAAUACACAAAACAUAGCCUACAUGAUAUCUUAUGGUCUGAGUGCAGCUGCAAGCACUAGGGUGGCAAACGAGUUAGGAGCUAGAAAUCCUGAUAAAGCUAAGCAUGCUAUGUUUGUUACUCUCAAGCUAUUUGUUCUUCUUGCCGUUGCAGCUGAUUUGGCUCUAUUUUUUGGUCAUAAUGCCUGGGCUAGCCUCUUCAGUGAUAGCGUGGAGAUAAUUAACAAGUUUGCCUCCAUGACACCUCUCCUCUUAAUCUCCUUUAUGUUCGAUUUCAUUCAAGGAAUCCUAUCAGGGGUGACUAGGGGAUGUGGAUGGCAGCAUUUGGCUAUGUGCGUCAACUUGGCAACUUUCUAUUUCAUCGGCAUGCCAAUAGCUGGCCUCCUUGCUUUCAAGUUCAAUCUACAUUCUCAGGACCCGCUUGAAGAAUGGAAAGCAAGUCAGGACCCGCCUGGAAAAUGGGACACCUUUCAAUUUAAAGUUCAAGAGCCCGCCUGAAAAACAGGGUGUAUUUUCAAGUUCAGUCAGAAGUAGCAGGAGCCCCGCCUGAAGAAUAAGUUACUUUUGAGAUCAGAAUGUUUAUCUCACCACUUGGGAAAGCGUGAAGAUUCAAGUCAAACUUCAAGAGAAGCUGCAUAGAUAGGAUCUCGUUACUUGUAUUUCCUUUUUAACUUUUGUUUUCAUUUUGAUGUAAUAACAGGAGCCGCGGACCGGAACCUCGACAGGAUCUCAAUCGACUCUCCAACUCAGCAUAUUC